UCACACUUGCUCCGGCAACUUCCCUGCACGCACACACACAGAGAAAGAAAGAGUGGAAGAUGGUGAUGACACAAGCACAGCACACGUUUCUCCCCCGUACUCACUCCACUCACCGAGAUAGUCCUCAUUGAUGGAGCCAAUGGCAAACUGACCAAGGCCACACCACAGUCAUUACACAUACAAAACAAACGCACUAUCAAUCAUGCUGCCUGGAUGGUGGUCUGGCUCGGUUGUUUUGUGUGCUCACUCACCACGUUGGUUGCAUCGUUGUUGGUGCCGAUGAUGCGGACCCUCACCCGUGCCUCCGGCUUGAUGGUCGCGUCGUCGGUCUUCUUCUCUGUCGACUGCCAACAGGGGGGCGUCGCGUUGGCCACAAACUGAUAAUGCAUCGGCAUCGACUGAUUGAGGCAGGCAGGCAGACACACACCAGACACAGACACAGACGGUGUGUUGUCGAUUAGUUAAAGUGUGUCCCCUUGAUUUGAUUCGUCCUCACGCUUUUCGAGACGAACACCUGGAGAGGUCCGCACUGACAGAAGAAACCCAGCUGCACACGGACAGACAGAAGACGCACACACACGCAAAUGCACAUGUGCUGUGCGUUGUGUCCAGCCAUAUCACUCAUCCAUGUGUCAGUCACAGCGAGUGAGCGUACUUACUGAGUUGACCUCUUCCGUGACAAUCCCAUCGAGGACCUCGCCCUUCCUGGCCUUGAAUGCGAGUGCCGUGUAGUUGACCUCCACCACCACCAGGCCCGUGCCGUCCUGCACGUGGCCUCUCCCACGCGGAUCUGCGUCGAUGACGGUGAGCACGAUUCCCCGGUCGGCGUUGACGCUGCCCUCCAGCUCCUUCUCCACUGCCUCCUUCAUCGCGGCGAUGUAGUGCGGACCGAUCUGCGACGGAUGCAGCCGCACAUUCGUCAGACGCUGCAGCAGGUAAAACAUCGCCGGACGAUGAGGCUUCUCAAGUCCAGAUCCAAUUCAUUGGCGGCCGAAUCAUGCCUGUCAUGUCGACAAGAAGCGUUCAGAACUGUGUUUUG
This is a messenger RNA of Vitrella brassicaformis, 1039 nucleotides long. The record is from the annotation of a GenBank genome assembly. NCBI's taxonomy places the organism in Eukaryota, Vitrellaceae.